AUGAUCACAGGAUUCCUGACCCUGUUUUGCCUCGGGCUUUGUCUGGGCUACGAAUAUGAGCAAAAGAAUGAGAAACUUCCCAAACCCUCCCUCAACGCCCUGCCUGGAUUUAUGGUUGAACGCGGUAGUAACGUCACCCUGAAGUGCCAAUGUAAGCUCCAGAAUGUGACAUUCAUGCUGGGGAAGUUGCAGGACUCUGGAUACAAGCAGGAACGGAGUUCAGCCGGACACGAUGCUGAAUUUCUCCUCACAGACCUGGAGCCUAAGGAUGCUGGAAUGUACUUUUGUGCCUACAAGACAACAGGCUCCCACGAGUGGUCAGAGAAGAGUGAACACCUGCAGCUGGUGGUCACAGAUGACCAUGAUGGACACAGAGCUUCCUCAGUAAAAACAGACACCAGAAUCAUCUUUGUCACCACCUUCAGCUGCCUCAUCAUCUUUCUCCUCUUCCCUUCUAUCUUCCUUAUCUACAGAUGCACUCAGUAUGGUUCAUCACAUGAAGAAUCCACCAAGAGAACCAGGCAUUCCAGAUUUCCCAAGCAGGAUCCUUCAGAUUUGUCCAACCCGGAAAGUGUAUCGCUUUCGACUGAAGACCCCCAAGAAGAGACGUAUGCUGAUCAUCAAGGCACCAUCGGCAGCAGCUUCUGUCCUCACUGA
This is a messenger RNA of Pteropus alecto (black flying fox), 657 nucleotides long. RefSeq names its product V-set and transmembrane domain containing 1 (gene VSTM1). The record is from RefSeq and is a predicted model, not a curated record. The coding region runs from base 1 to 657 and encodes 218 amino acids. The transcript has 9 exons. Gene Ontology annotation, cellular component: plasma membrane. Lineage: Eukaryota; Metazoa; Chordata; Mammalia; Chiroptera; Pteropodidae.